AGAAGUAGAAGUAAAAUUGUCAAACUCAAAAACUGCUAGAUCCCAAAGUCCUUGGUCGGAUGCGAUUACGGGCGAGUCCACAGAGUUUUUGGGCACUCGGGUCGUAGGAAUGGCCAUGGCUAGUUCCUGAACUAUGGUUUUUAGUGGUCCAGCGAGCCUCCUUUGGAGGAACUGUAGAAGAUCCCCGAUUGCCGUGCACAAGGAUUUCGAUUGCUGAACGAGUUUACCGAAUCCAAAUGCGGCAGCUGCGACUCAUGUUUCGGAAAGUCCGGCCACAAAGCCCAUGCCCAUCAUGAAUAAGGAGAUGGCCGAGGACUCGCCAGUCGAAGAAAAUCAGACCACGGAACCUGACACUUCUGAAGAAAGCCCGAUCCCGGAAUCAGCUGAAUCUAUGGAGGGUGCAAUGGGCGAGAAUGUCAAUGGAGACAUCGGGUCGGGAAAAGGUGGCCAUGGCAAGAUACCCUUCAAGGAGAUCUUCCUGAAGCACAAGAAGUCUUCUGAACGCAUCCGGGAGAAGAAGCUGCGUCAGAACCGCCAGCUGCGCAAGGCCAUGCUGCCGAAGAACGCCCUGAUGGCCCUCAACGAGCUGAAGGGCGUGGCCAUCAGCGAUUUUGCCAUCGAGAGCAAUGCGCACGGAGGAUACACGGCCCUGGUCACGGUCAACUCCAAGCAAUACGAGGGCAAGGGUCUCUCCAAGAUGUCCGCCAAGAAUGCGGCCUGCGAGAAGGCCUGGCGCGACUACAUUAUUGCCAAGAUGAAGGCCGCCAAUAGUGUCAGGCAGAAGUCCGGAGGUGGCGGUGGCGGUGAAGUGACUGCCGACGGCGCUUCCGGAAACGAUGCAAUGGACACCAACGAGAGCGAUGCCGAGUCCCAGGACGAAGAGCUGCCCAUGCUGAACCUGGCCUCGUUUGCCAUCUACAAACUGUUUGCGGAGUGGGAGCGUGAGGGAUACCCGGUGCCGGGGAUGCAUCCGUCUGCCGUUCCGUCUGCCGGAAGGGAAACCGCAUCGCUGGCGCCUGCGGUGCCCAAGGAGCCCAAGAAGCCACCCAUCCGCACGGAUCUGCCCACUGGCUGGGAAUCCAUGCACCCAUCCACUCUUCUAUGCAUUAUGCGACCCGGAAUCUCCUACGAGGACAUGGGAAGCUCUGGGGACAAGCCAAAUGUGCCCCAGUGCCUGGGCGUAGUAGUCGACAAUCAGAAGUUCACCGGCAACGGAAGAUCGAAGAAGAUAGCUCGUCGCAAUGUGGCCGUUAGUGUGUGCAACACCUUGUUCGAAACUAACUUCACAUACGAGGAUCAAUAAAUGGCUUCCUGCUUUCAAUAAGCGCACCUAGGAAAAUUGGAUCUGAAGGAAUGAUUGAAAGUAACACGGAAUACAAGGAAAUAAAAACGUAUCAAUAUUUGACAAUUGUUAUAAAAAAAUGUAUAUUACUUGCAUUUUCAUAGUGCAUAGUGCAAACAAAAGAUUCGACUAUUGCCUAUCAAAAUAUGUAGUCUACAAUUCAUAAUAGUAAAUAAUAAGUAAAACAAUAAUAAAAUAACAAAAAA
This is a messenger RNA of Drosophila gunungcola (fruit fly), 1548 nucleotides long. Its product is annotated as double-stranded RNA-specific editase 1-like. Lineage: Eukaryota; Metazoa; Arthropoda; Insecta; Diptera; Drosophilidae. The transcript has 4 exons. The record is from RefSeq and is a predicted model, not a curated record. The coding region runs from base 284 to 1303 and encodes 339 amino acids.